AUGCAGUACACAGGAUACCAGGAUGAUCAAGACUUGAAGGGAGCGAAGCGCUUUGGUUCUCGUCUGAACUUGCCUAUCCGUCUUCGUCACGUCAUUCAUUUUUCCUGUUGCUCCUUCCUAUCUGAAGCGCCUGGAUAUUCGUCACACGCUGCUCCCGAGAUGUCUCGUCCACGGUUGGCUCGUCGCCCGCCCUCAAGUAACAGCCUCGAUAUCAGCUGUCUAUCGGCAUCUAUGAUCUUGUUCACCGGACCCCUCUGGCAUGUCAUGUCCAAGGUCGUAGAAGGAGCAACAGCAGAGUUGAACCCACGAAGCCAGGAAAGCGACCCCCCUGGUGUAUCCAUUGAAGUACAGCGCCGCAAAGGACCGGGAACUACGACGAUGCAGCAAAUCUAUGACACCAUCCCGGUCAUUCGUCCACCCCUAUCGUUUGCGCUCUCGACGAAGAGCCCGAUGUUGCAGGGCAAUGCUGUUUCAUCACGAAUGACGGCGGCUCGUGGCGAGUACAGAGGGGGGCCCGACAAGCAGGACACAGAUGAAGGGAAGACGAGGACCGAACCGAAAAAGCCUGCUCGCAUUCAGCUGGUCAGUGGUAUUGCGGGCUACGAGGACGAGAACAAGUAGGAGUCAGCUAGGCCGCCGCUCCAGGAAAUUCGGCUACCGAGGCACAAUGUUUCGGCGCGACCUGGAUAGAGAAAUGGUAUUGCUCAUGUGGUUGAGAUAACGGCCUCGAUGUUGGUAUAGAUGCAGCACUUUCUGGCGACGAGCG
Guyanagaster necrorhizus is the source of this 766-nucleotide messenger RNA. RefSeq lists its product as uncharacterized. The transcript has 4 exons. Bases 1 to 621 code for a protein of 206 amino acids. The record is from RefSeq and is a predicted model, not a curated record. NCBI's taxonomy places the organism in Eukaryota, Fungi, Basidiomycota, Agaricomycetes, Agaricales, Physalacriaceae.